AGGACAUUAUAUUUACUAGUAUGUUCUAUUCGGAAUUGCCAUUUCUGACAGCUGUUCAACUACAACAAUCCUGGGCAUGGGGUAAUGAUGUUAACGUACUAGCUGCAGGGGCUAGUUUACCAGUCGCUGGUGUAACUGGGACUGGUAUAUAUGCUGGAGUUCAAGGUGAUCUAGUAUCAGUAAUAGUUGGAGGUGUUGGUAUCAGAAAACUUUAUGUCUCACAGGUGCCAAUUAUAUCAAAUAAAACUUUAACGAAUGAUUAUGAGUAUAAACAAAAAACUGAAACUUCUAUGCCGAUUGUAGCGAGCGAUGAAUUAACCCUAUUAAAGGAUCCACAAAUAGAAAAUUUCACAUCUCUGCUUUUGGAUUUUACUACCCAGCAAAAUAUAACACAAACCUUAUGUAAUAAUGACUUUUGUUGUCGUUUUGAUAUCGCAACCCAAUCGAUUGACACACCUGCCGAAACUGUUUACUAUAAAUAUCGUAUAGGUGCGUUCAAAGGACAGCGCACCUAUCAGAAAAAUGAAUGGUCGGACAUACAAAUUUGCGCACUUUAUGCUUGUAAAAAUGAGAGUGUUGCCAGCUGUGCGGAAAUUUUCAACAGCACUGCAGUAGUAAAGCCCAAUAUCGCUUUCAAAUCCCUUCAAAUUGUGGGGGAUUUCAUGAAGGCCGAUAAACUUCUUAUCAUGCCAAAUACACUCGAUGGCAGUUUGCUCUCGUUAAGCGCAGAAACACUGGGUUGGCAUGUCAUAGAUCAGCGAGAACACUACACCGCACACAUGAACUUAACUCGGCCAUAUUGUGACAGCUUGUUGACAUUUGGAAUUUAUGCUAAUUAUUAUGACAGAUCAGCGACAACACGUACUGCCAGCUACAGCAACACCACGCCCACUGUACUCCUCUGCACUCUUGCACUGGUACUACUUGUGUGGCGUUUUUAGAUGGAAAUGCAUUGUUUUGCCUCCGACUCAGCUAAAAUAUUCAUGUUUUAAUUUCUGUGCUGUGUGCGAGCAGUUAUUUUUAUAGCUGCAAUUCGAGAUACAAGAUACACAAAUAUAUUCAGUAGCAAUUACAUACAGUAUGAGUUUGUUUAUAC
Teleopsis dalmanni is the source of this 1096-nucleotide messenger RNA. Its product is annotated as vanin-like protein 3. The transcript has 3 exons. Lineage: Eukaryota; Metazoa; Arthropoda; Insecta; Diptera; Diopsidae. The coding region runs from base 21 to 941 and encodes 306 amino acids. The record is from RefSeq and is a predicted model, not a curated record.